Molecule: messenger RNA, 2241 nt
Organism: Anoplopoma fimbria (sablefish)
Lineage: Eukaryota; Metazoa; Chordata; Actinopteri; Perciformes; Anoplopomatidae
Gene: ech1
Product: enoyl CoA hydratase 1, peroxisomal
Exons: 10
Coding region: 268-1197 (309 amino acids)
Cellular component (GO): mitochondrion
Molecular function (GO): delta(3,5)-delta(2,4)-dienoyl-CoA isomerase activity
Source: RefSeq, a predicted model, not a curated record
UUGAUGAGGAAUACUACAUGUUUUUCUGGCUGCUUCAUAGUUUGGUAGUCUGUCUCUAGCAGAGACUGUAUAUAAUAACACAACAAGGUUAACUUAGGGUUACUUAGCCUCAGCUAGCCUUAGCACAGCUGUAUGCCAACACUGUGAAGAGCAUUACAUUACAUUACAUUACAUUACAUUACAUUACAUUACAUUACAUUAAGAGCACACUGAGCUGCAGACAGGAGCAGCAGAUCACUGAUAUCUGAAGAUCACUGAUAUCUGGAGAUGUUGUCGCUGGUCCUCAGGUCUCUCACCAAAUACAGGACGUCCUGGCUGCCCGGUCAAGCUGUGGUCAGGGCCAUGUCGUCCUCAGGUGGAGCCAGCUCUCCUUACACCACCCUGGCCAUCAGUCACCCAGCAGAUUCCAUCACACACGUAGAGUUGCACCGCCCUGAGAAACGCAACGCCAUGAACAGAGCCUUCUGGAGUGAGAUGGUGGAUUGCUUUAAUGAGAUAGCUGGGGACCCGGUCUGCAGAGUGGUGGUGGUUUCUGGAGCUGGGAAGGCCUUCACAGCUGGUAUCGACCUGAUGGACAUGGCCGGCGACAUACUCAGUCCAGAGGGCGACGACGCGGCCAGAAUAGCCUGGAACAUGAGGAAAGUAAUCACCAAGUAUCAGGAGACGUUCUCCGUCAUAGAGAAGUGUCCAAAGCCUGUCGUAGUGGCCAUCCAUGGAGCCUGUGUUGGGGGAGGUGUUGAUCUGAUCACAGCCUGUGACAUUCGUCUGUGUACCCAGGACGCCUGGUUCCAGGUGAAGGAAGUUGAUAUUGGACUAGCAGCAGACGUCGGAACCCUCCAGAGACUUCCUAAAGUCAUUGGCAGCCGCAGCCUGGUGAACGAGUUGGCUCUGACCGCCAGGAAGAUGUUUUCCGAUGAAGCCAAGAGCAGCGGACUAGUCAGCCGAGUGUUUGCGGAUAAGGAGGCCAUGAUGGCUGCAGCUCUGGAGAUGGCCGAGGAGAUCGCUGGUCGCAGCCCAGUUGCCGUGCAGGGCACCAAAGUCAACCUGGUCUACUCCAGAGACCACAGUGUGGCAGAGGGGCUGGACUACAUGGUUAACUGGAACAUGAGCAUGCUUCAGACUCAGGAUGUGAUGAAAUCAGCUCAGGCCUCCAUGGAGAAGAAGAGUCCCAAAACAAUAACCUUCUCUAAACUCUAAAACCUCCAAACACAAGAGAUGCUGUUUUAUUCCUCCACUGGAGCCUUUGUGGGGAAAAGCGGGAACCACAUGGGAUUUUGUGUCUUUCUAAAAACUUAACUAAUGAUCUGUGGUCAUAUGAGGAUGAUUUAAUGAGACUUGUAAAGGGAGAAUUCACAAGCUUUUAUGUGGAUGUCCAAUCAGUGCUGUUGGUAAGUGUAGUCCGCUGAAGAAAUAAUUAGACUCCAGUGCGUUUUUUAUGACUCUCCUGCUAAAUAGCUGUGCCUACAUGUACCAGGAUGCAAUGCAAUGUAAUGUAAUGCAUUGCGCAGGAGCAGCGAUUUGCUACUUCUGACAAUUUUGUAAAAUGAACUCACACCUAAACCGAAAAAAUACACCUUCUGAAUUCUAGUUCUCUCUUAUAACGAACCAUGACAGGCUCAAUUACUCUGUUAACUCAUCCUACAAACACUCAACAUGAUCUGUAGUCAUAUUUUGCCAUUUUUUGCUGUUUGAAACGUGACACUCUUUUGAGCAAUAUUGCUCCCACAGCUACCAAAGCCGAGUGUAGCACUCCAAGUGAGUCACUGGGAUGAGGAAGAACAGCAGAGUUUGAUGCUAUACCCACAAAGAACAGCAGCGACAACUUCAGGAGUUUUUCCAACUAUAUACUAAAGUAGGAUAGGUAGAGGGAAAGUUUAAAAGUGGCUACUUCCUUUUAAUAUAUGGAGGCUUGAAUCCAUGGUUGGAAAUAUGAUUCCUUCCUUCCUUCAAAGCGGUUGGUUUCCAAAGAUCUGCAUCAUUGCUUUGGUGAAAAAAGCCUCUGAAACAACAGGAUGCUAUACUUUCCAUUUAAAGUAAGGAAUUAAAAGUCAUCCAUGUGUAAAAUAAGAAUCAUGAGUUAGUUCAGGUUAACAUCUUCUCCCAGCUGACACCUUACAAACUGAAAUAUGAGAAAUGACUUCUCAGUCAGUCGCUGUAAAAUGGUCUCAGCCGGUUUUGUAAUUCUGUAAAUUGACUUCAUGAAUGUUUAAUCUUAUUAAAGAAACUCAUCUGAAAGUUGAA